Molecule: messenger RNA, 2570 nt
Organism: Oncorhynchus tshawytscha (Chinook salmon)
Lineage: Eukaryota; Metazoa; Chordata; Actinopteri; Salmoniformes; Salmonidae
Product: arginyl-tRNA--protein transferase 1
Exons: 13
Coding region: 70-1686 (538 amino acids)
Biological process (GO): protein arginylation
Cellular component (GO): cytoplasm
Molecular function (GO): arginyl-tRNA--protein transferase activity
Source: RefSeq, a predicted model, not a curated record
CCAAAAAGAUCCAUUCUUAAAGAGCCGUUCGUUCGCGAAUAAUCUAUCACUAGGAAGAAGAAAAUUAAUAUGGCAGCAGGUAGCUCCUGCACGAUAGUGGAAUAUUUCGGGGGCGAUGACGGCUACCGCUGUGGUUAUUGUAAAAAUGAGAAGGGUAACUUCUCUCAUGGGAUGUGGUCACACGCCAUGACAGUACAAGACUACCAGGAUCUCAUAGACAGAGGAUGGAGACGAAGCGGGAAGUAUGUUUACAAGCCCAUCAUGAACAAGACCUGCUGUCCACAGUACACCAUCAGGUGUCAUGCCUUGAACUUUCAGCCAUCUAAAACCCACAAGAAGAUCCUGAAGAAGAUGAGCAAGUUUCUGUCUAAAGGGGAGAUGCCAACGGAACAAGGCGAUGGGGAGCCCAUGGACUCGCUGUGUGAGGAGGGAGGACUGCACGGCCCUGUUAAAGUCUGUCACUCUGAGGUGGCGAGUCCUGUGGUCACAGCCAUUCUGACUGAGGAGGGAGACACCACACCAGGCGAGUUUGAAACUGCUAGAAAAGACCCAGUGUCUGUUCCAGACGGGAGAGGACCAGAAACAACCCCCAAACCGGGGGUAGGAGCGGACCCCGGCAGGCCGUUGUGUAGGAAAGCCAAGGAACUGCGGAAGGCUCGCCGGCUGCAGAAGGACCAGAAGAGACAGGUGGGGGGUGGAGUCCCGGUCUCUGCGACCUCUAUCCCCACCACGCCCGUCCAGCUCAACCAACCCAAAGCCCUGGAGGAGUUCAUCAACGAAUCUCUGCCCGAUAGUCCUCUGCACCGCCUCGAGGUGAGGCUAGUGCGCUCCAACCCCCCCAGUUCACAGUUCAAAGCCUCUUUCGACGCCUCCUACCAGGUGUACAAACUCUACCAGAUGGCCAUUCACCACGACCCUCCAGACAAGCCCACCGAGAGCCAGGUGAGGCUAGUGCCCGUCAAUGAUGAUGAUCCUCAGUUCAUGGCGACCUAUGAGCAGUCGGCAGCGCUGUACGCACGCUACCAGAUGGCUGUUCACGGCGACACCCCUUCCGAGUGUAACGAGAGUGAGUUCAGGAGAUUUCUCUGUGACUCACCACUUGAGAUGGAGACGCCUCCGGAUGGACCAGCGGCGGGCUACGGUUCCUUCCACCAACAGUACUGGCUGGAUGGCCGCAUCGUGGCAGUGGGAGUAGUGGACAUCCUGCCCACCUGCGUGUCCUCGGUCUACCUGUACUACCACCCCGACUUCGCCUCUCUGUCACUGGGCUCCUACUCUGCACUCAGGGAGGUUGCCUUCACCAGGCAGCUGCAGAAACAGUCCCCCAAGCUGUGCUUCUACUACCUGGGCUUCUACAUCCACUCCUGCAACAAGAUGCGAUACAAGGGGCAGUACCAGCCUUCAGACCUCCUGUGCCCAGAGACAUAUGUCUUUGUGCCCAUAGAAUGCUGCAUCCCCAGCCUGGAGCAGAACCACUACGCACGCUUCAACCAGGACCCCGACGCAGGUGACACACAUGUACUGAAGGACCUGGGUCGUGCUCUGGUGCUGUACAGACGGACGGUCAUGCCCUACGCCGCCUACGCCCGCAAACGCAAGUGCUCCAACGACGAGAUGGAGGUGGCGCAGUACGCUGGCCUGGUGGGCCAGGUCUGUGCUGAGAGGAUCCUGCUAUACCGGGCGUAACCCACUGGGGGCGCCACCGCUACCCUGCACCUUGAUCCGCUCAUGUGUCUCUGUCUGUCCUGCUGUCUUUGUAAGUGCUUUCCACUGCUUCACUCUACAAUAGCCUCACGAAGUUUAGCUCUACUACACAUAGGCCGAACCAACACAUUCAAGUAUGUACCUGCUUUCAAGAAAGAAUUCACACCCCUUCACUUUUUUCACAUUCUGUUGUGUUACAGCCUGUAUUUUAAAUGGAUUAAAUUGAGAUUGUGUCACUGGCCUAAACAUAAUACCCCAGAAUGGAAUUAUGUUUUUAGAAAUGUUUACAAAUUAAUUAAAAAUGAAAGCUGAAAUGUCUUGAGUAUUCAACCCCUUUGUUAUAGCAAGCCUAAAUAAGUUUAGAAGUAGAAAUGUUUAGAAGUAGAAAUGUGCAAGUCACAUACUAAUUUCAUAUACAGUACGCUAUCGCAAAAAUAAUAAUUUUGGUUGCCUUUAAGAAGGCUUUGGGUAAAAAAAACACAAUAGCAUUUUGAUUAGUUUGUUACUGUAGGACAGUCAAGAUCACUUUCGCAGCCAAAAAGCAAGCGGCGAUCUACUGCUCAGAAUUUUCUUAAAACAUAACUUAAGACAUGAACCUAAUAAAAACAGUUGUGUAGGAAUGAAGUCUGUGCAGUAGGUAUAGUACAUUAUCACAGCAUAUUGGCUAUAUGCCUGGCCUGCCAAUAUUGUUCUUCUCAGACCAUAUUAUAUUUCAAACUCAAGCUUUGAUAACAAAAUAAAUCAGUUGGCAAGGCACAUCUGAGCAUGAAUUUAAAUAUAUUUUUCAAAUAAUUCGCUUUUUUAUUGUACCAAAAGUAUGUGGACACAUGCUCGUCGACCAUCUCAUUCCAAAAUAAUGGGGAUUA